AUGGUGAUGGUGAUGGUGGGCGAAGGCGUGGGGUUUCAGGACCUACCGGAAGGCUGCAUAGCGAACGUUGUGUCGUUGACGAUUCCUCGGGACGCGUGCAGCCUUGCGCUGGUGUCGUCUACAUUCCGAUCCGCCGCUGAAUCAGAUUCCGUUUGGGAUCGCUUCCUUCCCUCCGAUUACAACGACAUUGUUUCACAGUCCACCUCCUUCUCUUGCCGUUCCAAGAAGCAGCUCUAUCUCUCUCUUUGCGAAAAUCCGAUACUCGUUGAUGAUGGCAAAAAGAGCUUUCAACUGGAUAAAGCUUAUGGGAAGAAAUGCUACAUGCUAUCUCCAAGGAUGCUCUCUAUAGUGUAA
Messenger RNA from Arachis duranensis, 354 nucleotides. RefSeq names its product putative F-box protein PP2-B2. The record is from RefSeq and is a predicted model, not a curated record. The transcript has a single exon. The coding region runs from base 1 to 354 and encodes 117 amino acids. Lineage: Eukaryota; Viridiplantae; Streptophyta; Magnoliopsida; Fabales; Fabaceae. Gene Ontology annotation, molecular function: protein binding.